Messenger RNA from Larimichthys crocea (large yellow croaker), 5423 nucleotides. RefSeq names its product KAT8 regulatory NSL complex subunit 1a (gene kansl1a). Gene Ontology annotation, cellular component: NSL complex. The record is from RefSeq and is a predicted model, not a curated record. Gene Ontology annotation, molecular function: histone acetyltransferase binding. Bases 595 to 3927 code for a protein of 1110 amino acids. The transcript is spliced from 15 exons. Lineage: Eukaryota; Metazoa; Chordata; Actinopteri; Sciaenidae.
GCACACACAUGCGCGCGCACACACAGCCUGUGUGUUUGUCAGAGUGGAUCCGAGGGAGCGGAGCUAGCCGCCAUUUUCUCAGCGUCUCUCCCUAAAACGAGAGAAAAGGGCUCGCGUCAAACUGCCGUCUGGAUUACCGAUCUCUCAGCGGGAAUCGGAUUUUUCGGUGACGGAUUGCGGUGAAAUCGCCUACAUUUGAAGUAAACCGGGGUAGAAAGGACGGUUUCACGGCCUUGUCUUGAUAUAUUCGGCGAGCUAGCCGAGGCGAGCAAGGUGUAGAUCGUUGAUUCGCCCAUUGCAUGAAUCCGGAACGAGCCCGAGCGGCUCCGUGAGCUGGGCCUCUUUCUUUGCUGUUUUUUUGGGGGUUAAUCAGUUUUUUUAUUUUUUAUUUUUUGGAUUAAUUAAAUGGCAGAGUGAUCGAACCGAGCCGUGUUUUUCGUGUUAGCACCGUUGGGUUUUUUCCACCAGAAAGCUGCAGAGGGGAUUGUUGCCGAAAUUCCCUCGGAUAGUGCAACCUCGUCACGUGGCUGUCCUCAGGUGGGGCAGUAAGCGGGUGGUGUGGAGCAGGCCGCGGUGCCCGUCCCUCUGCACUGCAUGGCUGCGAUGGCGCCCGCUCUCACCGACGCCCCAGCCGAAGCUCACCACAUCCGCUUCAAACUGGCUGCCCCAUCCUCAAGUCUCUCACCGGCCAGUGCAGAGAACAACGGUAACGCCAGCAACAUCCUUCUCCACAGCAGCGGCCCCGCUAAGUGCAAGGCCAACUCCGAAGAGUGCCCUCUCGACUUUUGUGGCGGCGACCAGGAACAGCAGCAACAGCAGCAGCCCCAAGCCGACUCCGUGGCUCAGGCCUCGGCCCUGAGCAAGCUCCAGCCGCUGGUGGCUUCUUACCUGUGCUCUGAUGUGACACCUGUCACCACAACUAAGGAGUCAAUCAAGCUGCAAGGUGUCCUCAUCAAACAGUCUGUGUUGAAAAGCCACAGAAUACUCAACGGCGGAGGAGACUUCCUGUUGAGGAAGAGGCAGGCGAUAGAACUCUCUGGUGGUCAGCUCAAAAGCCUCAUGAGUGGCAGCACCAACGGAGGUGGCCAGCCCAUGGCACCUGUCAACGGCCUGGCCAAGAAACUGGCCACUAUGUCUGGCCCUGGCUGCGUGGUGGCAGUGAACGGUGACAAGCCUUCUGCCACCACAGACUCUCAGUCCCAGAGCCUGCCCUUGGACUCCGAGACCUUGACAGCUACUUUAUCAGGGCAUAUCCCGAUGAAAGGAACCCUUAAACAGAAGCAUUCCUCUGGGGUUUCUCAAAAUACAGAUGGAAAAAACCUUGAACCACAAGUGCUUCAGUCUGUUGCACUUUCCCCUUUUACCCAUGAUAACCCUAACCCCACUGAACAAGCGAAUUUGGAGGAGGCUGAUUCACACACGCCUACCAGUCAGUCACAGGGUUCUGAUAGGGAGAGACCAGGUAGCAGCCAGCAGGGCUCCCCGUCUUGCACACCUGCACCACAGACUCCCCUACCCUGUAGCUCUUCCUCAGACAGCCUUGACGCUCACGUCAGGGAGCGCACCCUUCUCAACAGCAGCCGCCAAGCUGAGAUCGAGAGCCGGCUACGGCGCCUGCGCAAACGUCUUCAGGUUGUACAGGCCAAGCAGGUGGAGAGGCACAUCCACCAGCAACUCGGCGGCUUCUUGGACACGGCUCUCAACCGUCUACUGGUCGGUAACCGCAAAUCGGAGGCGGCGACCCCCACGGCUACAUGGAGGACUGGACGCCACUCUUCCUCAAACAACAGAGAUGGCCUCAGUCGCUUCCUGAAAAGCGGCGCCAUUCCCUUGGAGCUGGAGAGGCUGUACCUGAGCGGGUCGGCCAACCUGCAUUCAGCAGAAAGCGCCUUUGACUCCGAUGUAACAGAAAGUAGCUCUGGAGGGGACUCUGAUCUGGAGGAGGAGGAGCUGGCCAGAGUGGACAUUGAGCAGCGACAUGUGAAAAUAUGGAAGCGGGCCGAGAGCCGCUACACUGUGGAGAGAGCUGCUAUCAUCAGCCACUGGAACUGGCUCCAGGCCCACAUCUCAGACCUGGAGUACCGCAUCCGACAACAGACGGACAUCUACAGACAGAUCCGCGCCAGCAAGGGCUCAGUAGAGUCGGGCGGUGUCGCUCCCAGCGCAGUGUCUGCAGGUGGGACAGAAGUGAAGACAGAGCCUGUAAAUACUCAGGAUGGCGGUUCAGAGCGGUUGGAGCACACAGGCCCCGCCCACGUCACCAACGCAGAGGCCGGCCCCUGGAAAGGUCCGAACGCACAACCCGUCAACGACGUCCUCAGCAGGAUGGCAGACAGUGCGGACACCAAGCACCAGCAGGCCUACGACAGCACAUGCGUGGCCGCGCGCACACGACCACUCGUCAGCUGUCGGCGGCGGCGACUCAUUCAGCCCAACGCGGUGCCCAACCUGAACGGCAAGGCCCAGAGAAGCAGCUGUAUCCAGUGUAACUGCAGGAUUAACCCCAGCUGUGUGAUGUGCGGUGGCUGGCCCACCCCCAGAGAGGACCCCCAGUACGAGCUGCCCACCCUGGAGCGCCUGUCGAGACUGGAUCUUGGCGUCCACCCUAUCCUCUCCUUCCCUGACGACGUCUGCAUAGGCCUCCGUCUGCAGCAGGUGAUGAAGAGCCAGUGGCAGAGCAAGUCGCUGGAGAGGAGCAAACCACUGAAGAAGCUCUCGCUCAAACACAAGCUGUCCUCGUCCAAAGAGAAGCACAAGUUCACCAACUCGCUCAUGGCAGUCAGCGUUGCAGGACUGGGCCACUAUAAGAACCGUGCGGAGAAGCCGAGGACGGCGGACAGCAGCGUGGGCGGCAGCAGCAGCAGCGCCGUGCUGAACACACCUCGGCUCGAGGGCCAGGCUGUGUGCAAGACCGAGCGUCUGCAGGCCAUCUCCACCCCGCUGGGGCCCUUCGACAAGAACUACAGCCGCAAGAGGUUAAGAGAGCACUCGCUGGACCGCGCCGACACCUCCCCCAAACUCUUCCUGGACUCGAGCAGCCCCUGCCCGACUCUGGCCAACAUGCACUCGUCCCUUCACAGCCCGCUCACCCGUCAGCUGUCCACGUCUUCAGAGAACUCCACCCCGCUGGGCCCGGGCAGCCAGAGCAUCCCGAGCACAUCCCAGCAGCAGCCCAUCAAGAGGAGGCGAGGCGAAAGCUCCUUCGACAUCAACAACAUCGUGAUCCCCAUGUCUGUGGCCGCCACCACCCGGGUGGAGAAGCUGCAGUACAAGGAGAUUCUCACACCCAGUUGGCGGUCCGUGGACAUUUUCUCUCAGCCAAUCACUGAAGAGGAGAACGAGCGGGAGGUGGAGGACCUGACAGACGCAGCCUUCACCCAGCACCACCAGCCCUACGAGGACCAGGAGCGUUCCCGCUGGACUUGGAUGGCUCUGGCUCCUGCUAAGAGGAGGGGCAGCAGGUCGUACAAAUCUGUUGACGGGCGGACCACGCCGUUGCUGUGCGGGACCAACCCUCCCACCCCUCAGCCUGCAUCCCCUGACCCGGGCCACUGCCCCAUGCUGCACGACUACAGCCACGUGCCGUCGCCCAUGAGCCCAGCCAGUCCCGACACCACCUCCAACCCCCACACGCCCUGCUCCAGGGACUCCCACCGGCUGCUGUCCAGCGAGGACACGCGGUGCUCUACGCCGGACUUCACCUUUGAAGAACGGACGGUAGCGCCGUGGGAGCGCCGCAGCUUCCCUUUGCCAGAAGACCCGGCCCCGGAGCCCGAGGCGGAGAGCGACCACCACAUCAGGCCCAGAAUGCGCAGCAUCUCAGGUUGCCGAGCGACGGCCUACGGACGCCUGGAUUCGGACGACAUGGAGAUGCCUUGCGAGGACGACGCCGGCGUCCCCAAACACAAGGCCUCCACCCACCGAUGAAUGACUGACAGGCUGAGGUCCCUCCAUGCCCGCCCUCGUCCCGCUCCACCCACAGCUCCUCUCUGGCAUUAACAAGCAGAACCUCAAUGCAGAAUAAGAUAUUAAAUGGGUUCCUGUUGUUUGAUAUUCAAACAUCAGUCUAAUACUUUCACAGUUUUUAGUGAACAUUAUGGAGAUAGAAGCCUUUCCCUACACUUGUUUUUGUCACAGGAAAAAAAAGGAUAAAUGUAAAAAAACAAAAAAAGUAUAAAACAACACGUUACAAAAAAUGUUUUCUGUAGUAGGCUAAACAAUGUACAUGGGGGCUUAGUGGUGUUCAUAUGUCGCGUGUACACUUGUAGCGCACUAUGUAGCGGACUCCUCAAAAUAUGGCCAAAGGGUGUUUUCUAUUGACUAGUUUGCUUGUAAUUCCCAUGUACAUUUUUAGUGGAGUGACAAAUAACAAAACAAGAAAAAAUACCCCCUCCUCCUCCUCAUCCAAAUAAACAGGUACAUUUGAGAUGUGGUUCCUUCUUCUCCCUCUAGAGGUCGCCUGAAAAUCACCAGAGCACUUCUCCAACUGCCAAGUCGAGUUUUGUUGGUUUGCUUUUUUGUCUUGUUUGUUUUCUCAUUCCUGACAUGUGUUUUUCUUUGUGUCUGUUCUGUCCGUUCCAGCGUAACACAUUCUCUCUCUCUCUCUCUCUCUCUCUGCGUGUUUUUUGAAAUAGUAAAAAAUCAUUCCUCUCUCUCUCUCUUGUUUGGAGAGCGUCCAGCUCCUGUCUCGCCCCGCGGCCUCUCGCUCAGUUCUGUUCUUUCUCAUGAAGAAGAGGGUGACGGCGUAGAGAGGGACUGGGGGUGUCUGUUGGUUUUUGAUUUUGAGCACUUGCCCGACAGAAAGCGCUGCUGCAUGCUGAACAAACAUGCUCAUGUUAGUCUUAUCACGACGGCACCGUUAAGAUUUCCACUUAUUAACAACAGAACGAAGCGGGGGGACGAUCUGCUGACUUCACGCCCUUCAGUCGUUGCUGUAUUAGAAAAAAAAGUGAAAUUGUGGCAAAAUAAAGACGUGACACUCUUCACCGCCCGCACACACUUCCUCUUUUUUUUUUUUCUGGGUUUCAAAUGUAGCAGCUCAGCUAGAAGCCACCCCGAGCUCAGGUUUCAAAUUUAAGGGAAUAUUUUCUGCUGUUUAGUUUCACUCUGAUCAGAUCUGCGAUUGCAAAGAUGGGUUUUUUUGUUUCUCCCACAUUGUCAUAACCUCCACCCUGCUCCACCCUCCUCCCCCCCUUAAGUAACUAAUUGCUAUGCAAAAAAAAUCUAUGGUUGUUUUCAUUUUACACCUCCUUUUUAUGCCACAGCCAUUCAAUCACUUGUUUUUUUGUUUUUGUUUUUCUUUUGUAGUUAAGCAAGAUGUCAAUGUACCUGUUCGAUUGUUGCAGCAGUUAACCUAAUCAAAAAGCAGAAUUGUUUUUUCUUUUUUGUAAAUAGUACCAUUAAAACAUUUAUGUUUAACUUGG